Fibroporia radiculosa is the source of this 459-nucleotide messenger RNA. RefSeq lists its product as uncharacterized. Gene Ontology annotation, biological process: protein import into nucleus. Bases 1 to 459 code for a protein of 152 amino acids. Lineage: Eukaryota; Fungi; Basidiomycota; Agaricomycetes; Polyporales; Fibroporiaceae. The transcript is spliced from 3 exons. Gene Ontology annotation, cellular component: nuclear pore central transport channel. The record is from RefSeq and is a predicted model, not a curated record.
AUGUCUACUCUCACACAGAACGACAUCGAGAUUGCAACGCGGGCAGCUGACCACUUCACGCGUUUGUACUACAGUACAUACGACUCGCCAACCCGCGUGGACGAUCUGCCCAACUUCUACCGUCCAUCGUCGGCGCUGACAUGGAAUGGAAAACCAUAUCAAGGGACCGAAGGAGUCCGAAAUCUCAUCAGCUCCAUGCCAGUUACGAGACACGAAGUGCAGUGUUUUGACUGGAGUCAACCACCGAAUCUUCUUAUCACUGUGUCCGGUACCGUCACCCACGGCCGUGGCCCAUCCGGAAACCCGCCUGCCACAUCCAAUAAAUCUAUCGAUGGACAACCGCGUGUCUUUUCGCAGACAUUUGUGCUCGUUCCGGACCCGAGUGCGGCGCCAUCAACUAAGGGUGGAGAGGUUGCGAAGUACUAUGUGAACGCCGAUGCUAUGCGGUUUGUGGGUUAG